Messenger RNA from Hyaloperonospora brassicae, 672 nucleotides. The record is from the annotation of a GenBank genome assembly. Lineage: Eukaryota; Oomycota; Peronosporomycetes; Peronosporales; Peronosporaceae.
AUGCCACCGACGAUUCACUGUGCCGCGGCGGUCUACGCUCUGUUUCUUUCACUAUCAGACGCCACGCCACUCGCCGAACACGUCACACGAUUUCUCGAAUACGACAUGAACGCACUGUGGCCGAGUCUUGCUAUCGACGUCGAGCUGAAAGACGGCUCUCGUUCCAGCGGCCGCUACACGAUGUCCGCCGUGCCCGUGUUUUCGAAUAACCGGAACAUGGUGCGCUACGACGUGUACGCUGAGUUCGGCCCUCAGUCGGGUUUGGACGCGCAGAUCCUCUCCUACACGCAGACAAAUGGUCUUGUUGGUGUCAUCAGUCUGUCGAAUCCGCACGAGUCCCUGUGUUUACAGUCCGAAAAUGGCCCCUACCAGAUCCCACGGAUCAAUGCGAUCAUGGAUGAAAUCAUGAUGCUCAAGGCUGGAAGUCACUUAACGGAUGGCACAUGCGAGGGAAACGCGUUCCGUAUUAUGCCCAACGCAACGACCUACAACAUUUGUCAACCGGAGCCUGGCAUGCAGUUUUCCAUCACUGGGAACGACAUGAUCCUCACGGUGUCGUACGUGGACAGCGCGUCCAUGUCGUCCACCUAUGUCCCGAGCUCCAAGUGUCCAACAGUGGCAUCUCCAAUCGGUAUCAGGUACGGCGGACUCAGUUUGCUGACGGGUAAGUAG